This is a messenger RNA of Daphnia carinata, 2518 nucleotides long. RefSeq lists its product as uncharacterized. Bases 376 to 2436 code for a protein of 686 amino acids. NCBI's taxonomy places the organism in Eukaryota, Metazoa, Arthropoda, Branchiopoda, Diplostraca, Daphniidae. The transcript is spliced from 4 exons. The record is from RefSeq and is a predicted model, not a curated record.
AAACUGACUUCUGGCAUCGCUGCAAAUACAUUGUUUUGUAACCUUAAGUGGGAAUUUUUCUUCUAUGCGUCACAGUUAACCGUUUGCUAAUAAGAUAAGCAUUAAUGUUGGCAUUGAUUUUUUAAUGAGCAGGAUUUUCCCGCUUAAUUUAGAGACUAUUUAGAUUUCAUGUCAAACUGAUGCCUUCCGAAUUUUUCUGGAACACGUGAAAGAUCGUAGAUGUACAUGCUCUUUUAAUCUGAUAACGAGGUAGCACCAAAGCAUGGCCUAUCAAACUUUGUUCUCAUUUCUAGUGACAUAGAAAAAAAAUGUGUGAAUUUACAUUAAAUUUUCCUCUGAUGUAUAGAGUAAGGUGGGCUUCACAGGUAUUUUCGAAUGGAUUCUUACCAGAAGAAAAAUAGGGGACACAACAAUCAUUAUAGUUAUCAUUCCAAUUAUCGUGACCAUUCUACACGCAGAGAUUCGUUUGAUGGCAGCUAUGGGGAAUCUUCUAGAUCAGAUUCAGUCUCACCUAAUUCCCAAAGAAAAACAACACAGUUGACUUUUGAAUGCAGAGUUUGUUUGAACACCUAUCAGAGUAAGAGGGAACUGAAUACCCAUUUACAUGCUGCCCAACAUUUAAGGUCUCUUUCAAGAGCCAAUCUACAUGAAAAUGAUCAACAUCUUUCAAGCCGGAAACGAAUAUUUUCAGGAUUUAGUUGUAAAGUUUGUUCACACCAAUUUGAGACACAUUGUGAAUUAAGAAAACACAUUUCAGACUUAAAUCAUCAUUGGACACCAAAACGAUCAAGGGAAAUGUCAAAUCAAGACAGAAAUUCAUCUAAACAGGAAAAUUAUUCAAGGCGUCAUAGACAUCAAUCUUCCACUGAUGUAAGAUCAGACAAAUGUUUAGAUUGGCAAAAUCGAGAUCUCUUCAAUACAGAAAACGAAAGAGCUAAAUCCAGUCUUUCCUUACGGUCAUAUGGAUCUACAGACCUGAUGUUGGAUAAUCCUGUUCCCAUGAUAGAAAAGGAUGAACGUAUAUUAGCCAAUGUUACUUAUAGUUCCAGAUCGGAGAAAAUUUACGAAGUCAACGCGAAAGUACCGACGAGUUCUUCUAAUUAUGAGACAGAAAUCGAUCAUUUCUUUAUAACAAGUCCAGAUAAUUCGGUUCAGUUGCAAUCCAAAGCGUCUAUUGAAAUGUCUUCUACGUUCGAAAGUCAGAAAGGAGUUGCUGUUAUUCCGACCGAAUCGUCCACACGGACAAAAGAUCCUCGUCAGAAUGUUCUGUGUAGCGGAUCAGAUGCAGUCCGCACACAACCUAAAAUUCAAAAUAUGAAAUGGGCACCUGUCUAUUGCGAUCGUUCAAAAUCCAGUUUAGUGGAAAGGAAGAUUCCCUGGAAGCUUAUCCCUAUAGAUUUUUCGCCAGAAUGUUACAAUGGUAACCUGCACACUGAUGGUGGUACAUUGGCUCCCACAGUUCCUAGUCCUCCCGAAGAGAUUCAGGAAGUAUCGAUUGAUCAGCUGGCAGCACAAUUGAAAGAAAAUACUGGAGCGACAUUUAUACCCCAUUUGAGAAUGUCAGCCAAUGUGUCCCAUUCCAUGUUAUCUUCUGGAAAAAAUGUGUUGGCCCACUGUAAUCGGGAUGCGAUCUCUUCGCAUGUCAGUUCAACCAGUUUUCCGGAGGAGCAAGCCGUCGCCCAAUCGCCAACGCCAUCCGUAGACGAAGCCAAUUUGGUUCCAGAGCGAAAUUCCCCUAUUAACAUCUCAAAAAGCUCUAUGGAAAAGUCAGGUACAGUUAAACCCGAAGAUGAGCUCGAUUUAGAACCCUCGCACCCUGAUUCUACUUCGUUGUUACCGUCAAAGAAAUAUGAUCAAGUUGCCAACCCUAAAGAAAAUGCGAUACCUGAGCUGGACAAUUCUAUGCCGUCUACGGAGCCCAUAUCUAUUCCUCCGGCUAUAAAAGAUCAUCAAAUUGAGGCAGACAUCCUAAAAGCCUUAGAGACACUCAACCCCAUGGACGGUACCAGUGUUUUGUCAGCUUCUGUUUCAAUUCCAUCUUGCUCAUCCAAAGUAGUUAUUUCGAAUACUAAUAACGCGGAAACCUCCCAAUGUACCGUACCUGUUCUAAGAGGUGACAUCGAUCCUGUGUUACCAGGCAAUAAUUUAAUUUCUAUCCCCUCCAUUGAGAUGCGUUAUGCCGGUCCGGUUGCAUUGUGCGCAGAACCCACCAAAAAAAUGGAGUAUAGCUUAUAUUAUUCUGAUAACUCGUCUUCUUGCGAAACAGUAGAGGAGCCAGUUACGAUAGAAGAAUUGGUUGACUCGUGUCCUUGUUGCCAAUCUGUGCUCGAUAUUGGUUGCUUAAACAUUGAUUUGAACACUGGCAACGCAUCAGUGCAUUGUAUCAAAUGCAGUGUACAUAUAGUCAUGAGAAAUGCUUUCAUAAAAAUGAGAUGAACUCCACAUUACCUUCAUACCCUCACUGUUUUCCACCCCAAUGUUUUAUAAUCAAAUGUUGUCCGCUGCAUAUAUUUGUUUC